UGGCGCCUGGGCGGGUGGCUUGCAUUAGAGGCGAUAUGGCUGCACUGGUGGAGCCGCUGGGGCUGGAACGGGACGUGUCUCGGGCUGUGGAGCUGCUGGAGCGGCUGCAGCGUAGCGGAGAGCUGCCCCCGCAGAAGCUGCAGGCCCUGCAGCGGGUCCUGCAGAGCCGCUUCUGCUCCGCCAUCCGCGAGGUGUACGAACAGCUCUAUGACACGCUGGACAUCACUGGUAGCGCCGAGGUGAGGGCUCAUGCCACAGCCAAGGCCACAGUGGCUGCUUUCACGGCCAGUGAGGGCCAUGCACAUCCCAGGGUCGUGGAACUGCCUAAGACUGAUGAGGGUUUGGGCUUCAACAUCAUGGGUGGUAAAGAGCAGAACUCACCCAUCUAUAUCUCUCGAGUCAUCCCCGGAGGUGUGGCUGAUCGCCAUGGUGGCCUCAAGAGGGGAGACCAGCUGCUGUCUGUGAAUGGUGUGAGUGUGGAAGGAGAACACCAUGAAAAGGCCGUGGAACUCCUGAAGGCCGCACAGGGCUCAGUGAAACUGGUGGUGCGCUACACCCCUCGGGUGCUGGAGGAGAUGGAAGCCCGCUUUGAGAAGAUGCGAUCUGCCCGUCGGCGCCAGCAGCACCACAGCUACUCGUCCUUGGAGUCUCGGGGCUGAAAUCACAGAACAGGACCCUUCUCCCUUGUACAGUAUUAUUUAUUGUCACUGGCUCCUUAUUUAAAGAUCUUUAACCCUCA
This is a messenger RNA of Mastomys coucha (southern multimammate mouse), 739 nucleotides long. It is a transcript of the gene Lin7b, whose product is annotated as lin-7 homolog B, crumbs cell polarity complex component. The record is from RefSeq and is a predicted model, not a curated record. The transcript is spliced from 6 exons. Gene Ontology annotation, biological process: maintenance of epithelial cell apical/basal polarity; protein localization to basolateral plasma membrane; neurotransmitter secretion. Lineage: Eukaryota; Metazoa; Chordata; Mammalia; Rodentia; Muridae. Gene Ontology annotation, molecular function: L27 domain binding. Gene Ontology annotation, cellular component: basolateral plasma membrane; synapse; MPP7-DLG1-LIN7 complex. Bases 36 to 659 code for a protein of 207 amino acids.